Sesamum indicum (sesame) is the source of this 4243-nucleotide messenger RNA. RefSeq names its product systemin receptor SR160. Gene Ontology annotation, molecular function: protein kinase activity; ATP binding; receptor serine/threonine kinase binding. Lineage: Eukaryota; Viridiplantae; Streptophyta; Magnoliopsida; Lamiales; Pedaliaceae. The record is from RefSeq and is a predicted model, not a curated record. Gene Ontology annotation, biological process: protein phosphorylation.
AAGAAGAACAACAACAAACCAUUAUGUAUAGAGAGAGAGAGAGAGAUCAUCCAUGAGCACCACCUAUACAUAUAGAGAGAGAAAGUUAGAGGGGUGACUGAAUUGGAUCAUCAUCAUAUAGAAAUAGUAUUGUGUCACAUGCCAUGUGACCAGAUCACCACCUCUCUCUCUCUCUCUCUCUCUCACAAGAAACAAGAAACAACUGAUAAUUCAAUAUAUAUACCCAUCUUACCAUCCUUACACUGUCUUUUGACUCCCUCAGUUUUCGCCCCCACCCCCCUCUCUCUAAACCACCAAUCCUCUUCAUUUGUAUCUACAUUGCAUCUCUCUCUCUCUCUCUCUCUCAAAUGGAAGGAGCAGCAAAAGAGAGCAGCUGAAUGCCUAGAGAGAGACCAAACCCCAUAAAAGUCCAGUCUUUUUGAAGAUGAAAGCCGAUAACAAUCUCUUCCAUCAUCCCUUGUACUACUCCUCUCACCCUCUGCGUUUCUUCAUAUUCAUCUUCUUGCUUUCUCUUUCAUCUCCCCCCUCCUCCGCCAAUGGCCUACUCGGAGACGCUCAGCAGCUGCUUUCUUUCAAGAACUCACUCCCCUACCCCGACCACCUCCCCAACUGGCAGCCCACCAUUUCUCCCUGCAAUUUCCACGGCGUUUCUUGCAACAACAACUCCAGAGUUUCCUCCAUUGACCUCUCCAACUAUCGCCUCGACGCAGACUUCUCCAAAGUUGCCAGCUUUUUGCUUUCUCUCCAGAACUUAGAAUCCCUUGUGCUGAAAAACGCUAAUAUCUCCAGUGCGAUAUCUUCUGCUCCCAGAUUCUCCUGCAGCGGUUUCUUGAAUUCGUUGGAUCUAGCUGAAAAUGCGAUUUCAGGGCCCGUAACUGAUAUUUCAGCGCUUGGAGCUUGUCCUGCUUUGGUUUCUCUCAAUCUUUCCAGGAAUUUGAUGGACCCUUCUGUCAAAGAAGUCGCUAAGGGCUCUGGGCUGUCGUCCUUGCAUGUUCUUGAUGUUUCCUACAAUAAAAUCUCAGGUGAAAACGUGGUUUCUUGGCUUUUGUCCGGUGAUGAGUUUUCUGAGCUGCAGCAGUUGUCCUUGAAAGGUAAUAAAGUGGGAGGAAGCGUGCCUGAGUUGAACUUGAAGAAUUUGAUGUAUUUGGAUCUUUCCCUCAACAAUUUCUCUACUAAAUUUCCAACUUUUGGUGACUGCUCCAAUUUGCAAUACCUGGAUUUAUCUUCCAAUAAAUUCUUUGGUGAUGUUGGGGACUCACUCUCCACAUGUCUGAAGCUGAGUUUCCUAAACCUCACCAGCAACAAGCUCACAGGCCCAGUUCCAAAGCUGCCAAGUGGGAGCAUACAGUUUCUGUACCUCCAAGAAAAUUACUUCCAGAGUAUUUUCCCAGCAAAUAUAUCAGAUUUAUGCACAACUCUUGUGGAGUUGGAUCUUUCUUUCAACAAUUUGACCGGCAAUUUGCCUCAAGAACUUGCUUCAUGCACUGUUUUGGAGGUUCUUGAUGUAUCUGGCAAUAGUUUCUCCGGUGAGUUACCUAUUGACACACUCUUGAAUUUGAGCAAUUUGAAGACUUUGUUGAUGUCUUUCAAUGGUUUUCUGGGUGGUUUGCCUGAUUCUUUGUCAAAGUUGGUAAAUUUGGAGACUUUAGAUGUGAGUUCCAACAAUAUUUCUGGUUCAAUUCCUUCUGGGCUUUGUAAAGACCCUAAGAACAGCUUGAAGGUGUUGUACCUUCAGAACAAUAUCUUCACUGGUCUAAUACCUGAAAGUCUGAGUAAUUGUUCACAUUUGGAAUCACUUGAUCUCAGUUUCAAUUAUUUGACUGGGGCUAUCCCGACUAGCUUGGGAAGCUUGCCAAAGCUGAGGGAUGUGAUCAUGUGGUUGAAUCAACUCCAUGGAGAAAUCCCACAGGAGUUUAUGUACUUGAAGAGUUUGGAGAACUUGAUUCUUGAUUUCAAUGACAUAACGGGGUCAAUACCGGCUAGUCUUAGCAACUGCACUAAUCUGAACUGGAUUUCAUUGUCGAAUAACGAGUUGAUUGGGGAGAUACCGGCUUCUUUGGGCCAUUUGGCUAAUCUCGCAAUUCUGAAGCUCGGGAACAACUCGUUAUCUGGCAGUAUUCCAGGAGAGUUAGGGGAUUGCCGGAGCUUGAUUUGGUUGGAUCUCAAUAGUAAUUUCUUUACGGGAACAAUCCCGCCGGCCCUGUUCAAGCAGUCGGGCAAUAUUGCGGUGGCAUUGCUCACAGGAAAGAGUUACGUGUAUAUCAAGAAUGACGGGAGCAAGCAGUGCCAUGGAGCUGGGAAUUUGCUUGAGUUUGGAGGCAUUAGACGGGAACAGCUGGACAGAAUUUCGAAUAGGCAUCCUUGCAACUUCACCAGAGUUUACAGAGGGACCAUUCAACCGACGUUCAAUCACAAUGGGUCAAUGAUUUUUCUUGACCUUUCUCACAAUAAGUUGGAUGGUAGUAUUCCAAAGGAGCUUGGGUCCAUGUACUACUUGUCCAUACUCAAUUUGGGGCACAACGAUCUCUCCGGUCCAAUUCCACAAGAACUUGGGAGCUUGAAAAAUGUCGCGAUUCUUGACUUGUCCUACAACAGGCUGAAUGGUACGAUUCCACAGUCGUUGACUAGCUUAACGUUGCUCGGGGAUAUUGAUAUUUCAAACAACAAUCUCUCAGGAAUGAUCCCUGAAUCAGCACCAUUUGACACGUUUCCUGAUUAUAGAUUUCAGAAUAAUUCCGGUCUCUGCGGAUACCCUCUUCCGCCUUGUGGGUCGGGAUUAAAUGCAGGAAGCAACCAGCAUCCGAGGUCUAACCGGAGACAAGCGUCCCUUGCUGGAAGUGUGGCGAUGGGAUUGCUGUUUUCCCUGUUCUGCAUUUUCGGUUUGAUUAUCGUUGCUGUGGAAACAAAGAAGAGGAGGAAGAAGAAAGAAGCUGCUCUCGAGGCCUACAUGGAGAACCACUCCAACUCGGCGACGGCCCACAGCGUAUGGAAACUUAGCGCUCGUGAUGCGUUAAGCAUUAACCUUGCAACUUUUGAAAAACCCCUCAGGAAGCUCACAUUUGCCGAUCUUCUUGAAGCCACGAACGGGUUCCAUAAUGAUAGCCUUAUAGGAUCCGGUGGCUUUGGGGACGUGUACAAAGCACAGUUGAAGGAUGGAAGCGUCGUGGCAAUCAAGAAACUAAUACACAUCAGUGGCCAGGGAGACCGAGAAUUCACAGCUGAAAUGGAGACUAUAGGGAAGAUUAAGCAUCGGAACUUAGUUCCGUUGUUGGGCUAUUGCAAGGUGGGCGAAGAACGACUCUUGGUCUACGAGUACAUGAAGUAUGGAAGUCUAGAAGAUGUUCUCCACGACAGGAAGAAAACCGGGAUCAAGCUAAAUUGGAACGCCAGGAGGAAAAUCGCCAUUGGAGCAGCUAGAGGAUUGGCUUUUCUACAUCAUAAUUGCAUUCCACAUAUCAUCCACAGGGACAUGAAAUCAAGCAACGUCUUGCUUGAUGAGAACUUGGAGGCUAGAGUUUCCGAUUUUGGAAUGGCAAGGCUAAUGAGCGCAAUGGAUACUCAUCUAAGUGUCAGCACAUUGGCAGGAACUCCUGGAUAUGUCCCGCCUGAAUACUACCAGAGCUUUAGAUGUUCCACGAAAGGCGAUGUCUAUAGCUAUGGGGUAGUCUUGCUCGAGCUGCUCACAGGGAGGCAGCCAACGGAUUCAGCUGAUUUUGGUGACAACAACCUUGUGGGGUGGGUGAAAAUGCACGCGAAGAUGAGAGUAAGUGACGUAUUCGAUCCAGAGCUAAUGAAAGAAGAUCCGAGCUUGGAGAUAGAGCUUUUACAACACUUGAAAGUUGCGUGCGCCUGCUUAGACGACCGGCCUUGGAAGCGUCCCAAGAUGAUUCAAGUAAUGGCAAUGUUCAAAGAGAUUCAGGCCGGAUCCGGGCUCGACUCGGCCUCCUCGAUCACCAUGGAUGAUGACUGUUUCACCUCGGUGGAAGGAGUGGAAAUGAGCAUAAAGGAAGGCAAUGAGCUGAGCAAACACUUGUGAUGAAACAAGUAUCAGCAUUCUAUGCUGAUGAUUCAAAUUUUCCCACUCAAGGACGUUACCAUUUUGAAAACCUUGGAACUAGUACAUGAAAAGCUGUCGUAUUUAUCCUAGUAGUCCCUCAAAACAAAAGUCUUGUUACCAUAGAUGUAAAAGGUUGUCUUGUAACAUUGUUGUACAUAUAUAGUUUGAGUUUGUUAUGCUCUCUUA